AAAAAUGGCUAGCAAAAUGGUUCUAGUCAUGGUCCUAAUUGUUUCAAUAUGUGGUGGAGCCAUGGCUCAAUCAGGGUGCACCAGUGCCCUUUUGGGCAUGUCUUCUUGCCUUAACUACAUUACAGGAAAUACAACCACUCCUUCAUCUUCAUGUUGCUCGCAGCUUGGAAGUGUCGUUCAAUCUCAGCCGCAGUGCCUUUGCCAAGUUUUGAACGGGAAUGGUAUUAAUCUCGGUAUAAGUAUUAAUCGAACACUAGCCAUUUCUCUUCCUGGUGCUUGUAAUGUUCAGACUCCUCCUGUCAGCCAAUGCAACGCUGCAAACGGGCCACCUACUAGUUCUACACCUAGUCCAGCUGCUUCACCCGAAGGAUCUACAUCUCAGCCAGACCUAUUACCCGAAAGCCCAACCGAGUCAGAUACUCCAUCAGGAUCAGGGUCAAAGACGGAUGGCUCAUCAACACCAAAUGGAAGUGAAUCACAAGCGCCUCUUCUUCAUCUCGUUGUGUAUGUUCUGUUAGCGGUGUCGUGGGCUUCAACGACUGCUACUUAUUAAAAAUUACUCCUACCUUUAUUCUUUGUUUUCUGCCGUGGUCAAGAAGCUAGAUUUUUUCUUUAAG
Molecule: messenger RNA, 617 nt
Organism: Erigeron canadensis
Lineage: Eukaryota; Viridiplantae; Streptophyta; Magnoliopsida; Asterales; Asteraceae
Product: non-specific lipid transfer protein GPI-anchored 5-like
Exons: 3
Coding region: 5-553 (182 amino acids)
Source: RefSeq, a predicted model, not a curated record